CUCUCCCUCCCUGGACCAGUUGGUAUUUUUUUCUGUCAGGAACAGUGUUGAGUCAGAGUGGCAACAGCUGGCUUCCUCUUGCACUAGGCUGGUGGCAUAGGUCCUGACAGGGCCAGCCUGGCUUUAGUUCUCUCAGCAGCCCCCAGCCCGGACUUUUGGUGUCUACCUCAGCCCUGCAAGGACCUGUGGGCGCUAGCAUUUUGACUUCCACUGCAGCUUACAGUUUCGAGGUCUUGUAGCUUCUGCGGCAGCUGAUGAAUGGAAAGCGAGAGCUGGCCAGGUGUGAGAUGUUGGACUCGGCCACCUUGCUCUGGGCACGGUGAUGGGCACUCUGGUUCAGGCCCCGGCACAGUUGCCAGUUCCCACACCAGAAGUUCUUUUGGUUCCUCAGUAAUGGUUGGUGCAGGGGCUAAGAGAGGGCAAUGCUCUUUAUGAUGUAGAAUUUUCCCCUAAUUCCUCCAAAUCUGGAGGCUGAGCAGGAAGCCAGAGAGCACUCACCACCAGCACUGUGGAAGGGGGCCAGCAGCCGGGAGGGGCUGGGGGCUUUCCUGCAGAAAGGGCUUCCUGGCCCCUGGUCUGGAACGUGUGAGCAGAGGUGGGGGUGGUGAGUCUGGGCAGGCCUGUCUGAGCUGGCGCUGCGGGUGGGGUCAGUAGGUCCUCAGCUCGGGGCCCCGCUCCCCAGUCUUUACAGAGGAAGGGGUGCUGGGGGUCGCAAAUUAUGCUUUCCUCCUUAGUGUUUAUUUGCACAGGUGCUUGGCUCUGGGCACUAUGUUCAGAGGCUACCUGGUUUCCCUUCCCUGGGUGCCACCAGAAGUCACUGUUGUGAUCCUGUGGGAAGGGGUGCCCCUCACCCUCACGGGCUUGGGGUGUAAGGAGGCCUUGGGAGGUUUUCCUCUCCAGCUGUGGCGGAGAGCACGAGGCUCUCAGGACUUCACCUCGCAGGUAUAGGGCCUCAGCUCAGCCUUGUUCCUCAGCUGGGGUUUCUGGCAAGCCCCGUGUGCUGGCCCAUAGUGCCCUACCGGCCUCUCCUGACAGCUCUCCGAGGCAGGCCCUGCCAGUGUCCCUUACAGACAGGCCUAGGCCUCGGUGCCCAAGGGAGAAGCCGGGGGUCGUUUGUUUGUACUUUUGACUCUGUGCUGUGCUCUGCUGUCUCCUGGGUGGCCCGGGGAGGGGAUACAUCUUCUUAAGUUUUCCCCGGGAGGUUCACGAGUAGGAGAACUUGCCUCCUUUGGGCUGCGUGACCAGUGUGCUGCAGGGGAGACAUUAGAGCAAGUGUCCCGGAGUGACGCUGUGGAGCCCAGUCACAGCUCGAGGCCGAGCUGUAGGUCCUCUUACCUUCAGAGGCACUGCAGCCAUUGUGCUCAUGGCAGAGGUCUCAGCAGGAGUGGGGGCAGGACAGGCAGGGGCCCUGCUGUGUUGCUGACUCACCAAGUGGUGGGGGGCAGACCCCUAGAUGAGUAGGGCUGUGGCUGAUUUUUUUUUGUUGUUUGGCUACACGCAAGGCACGUGGAAGUCCCUGGGCCAGGGAUCGAACCUAAGCCACAACAGUGACCCGAGUUGCUGCAGUGACAGCAACGCCGGAUGCUUAAUCCACUGUGCCACAGUGGGAACUCCUCUCGGAGUUCCCAUUGCAGCUCAGUGGUAACAAACCCGACUAGGAUCCAUGAAGAUUUGGGUUCAAUCCCCGGCCUCUGUCAGUGGGUUAAGGAUCCAGCAUGCUGUGCGCUGCUGUGUAGGUCACAGACGCUACUUGGAUCCUGCGUUGCUGUGGCUCUUGUGCAGGCUGGCAGCUGCAGCUCCAGUUAAACUCCUAGCCUGAGAACUUCCAUAAUGCUGCAGGUGCAGCCCUUUAAAAAAAAAAAAAAAGAAAGGUUUUUCUUUGUGGAUUUUCUUAAUCUUGGGGUACUAGGUAGAAGGAAGGUGGUAGCCUUGACGGGGUGCGUGUUAACUCCAUGAGACCACCUCCCAGUGUAUUAUUUCCAGGUAGAAGCAUCACAUGGCAGUUGGCAGGUUCAUGAAACAGACAUGCUCUUGCUAUUUCAGCAAACAUCAUCCCAGAAUCUGGGGCUUUGUCUGGGAAGUGAGGCGCUCUCGGGUCUGAACCUGGCCUCAGCCCCUUCGGAACCAUCCUUGGGGAGCAGCUGUACAAGUGGUGGUAGCGACAGCCCCUCUGCCCAUCGCCGUGAAGCAGUGUGGCCCACAACCGGUGGAGCGAGAGCUGAACUCCAAUGUCCAGCAAUGGAUGACGACAGCCUGGACGAGCUUGUGGACCGAAACCUGGGGCCUGCCGGACACCCAAGCCUCAGUCCUGCUGACCUGGCCAGUGACGCUGAAGGAAGCAGUGAUGAGCACAGUGGGGGCUCCGAGGACGACACCGGCGGUGAGCACAGCGACGAGAGUGAAGACGACGACGAGGGGGACCCGGAGGACAGCUCUGGUUCUGAGGAUUCCGAAGACGACGGCGACGACAUGGACACAUUAGUGGCGGCAGCGGAUGCUCAGGGGAAGCCGGAAGCCGGCGGCGCGUUCAGUUCCGAUGAUGAUGCUGAGAGCUGCCCGAUUUGCCUCAAUGCCUUCAGGGACCAGGCCGUGGGGACCCCCGAGAACUGCGCCCACUACUUCUGCCUCGACUGCAUCCUGGAGUGGUCCAAGAAUGCCAAUUCCUGCCCAGUGGAUCGGACUGUGUUUAAAUGCAUCUGUAUCCGCGCUCAGCUUGGCGGGAAAAUCCUGAGGAAGAUCCCUGUGGAGAACCCCAGGCUGGGGGAGCACGAGGAGGAGGACCCCACCUUCUGCGAGGUGUGCGGCCGGAGCGACCGGGAGGACCGCCUGCUCCUCUGCGACGGCUGCGAUGCUGGGUACCACAUGGAGUGUUUGGAGCCGCCUCUCCAGGAGGUGCCGGUGGACGAGUGGUUCUGUCCCGAAUGCACUGCCUCGGGGGCUGCGUCUGCCGCCGCCGACGCGGGUCCCGUGAGUGAGGAGGAGGUGUCCCUGCUCUUGACCGACGUGGUGCCCACCACCAGCCGGCUUCGGCCCCACGCAGGGAGGACCCGGGCCAUUGCCAGGACGCGGCAGAGCGAGAGAGUCCGCGCCACCGUGAACCGGAACCGGAUCUCCACAGCCAGGAGGGUCCAGCACGUCCCCAGGUACCUCAUGUCCUCUCUGCUGGACGAGACCAUCGAAGCCGUGGCCACCGGGCUGAGCACUGCCGUGUACCAGCGCCCUGGGACGCCGCGAGCCCCUGCCCGCCGGAGGAGGAGGACAGGAAGGCGGAAGAAGGUGCCGGGAAGAAAGAAGAGCCAGUCCAGACCGUCGGCGAAGGGCAAGAGCUGCGGGACGAGGCUGAGGAGGCGCCAGAGCCGCGCCAAGAGGAGGAAGGGGCAGAAGGCCAAGAAUGAAGCCACAGCUCGGGCCCGCAUCGCACGGAGACUCUACCUCCAGAGGCCAGCCCACGGAGCCUGCGUCCCCUCGGUGUGCAAGCCCGCAGACCCCUCUCUGGGGCUGAUGCGAGCAGAAAUCGGGGCGGCCUCCCUCUCCCUGUUUGGAGACCCCUAUGAGCUGGACCCCUUUGACAGUAGUGAAGAGGUGUCUGCAAGCCCUGCCUCCCCUCUGAGCGCCAAGAGGAGGAUUCUGUCCCGGUCGGCCCUGCAGUCCCACCAGCCCGUGGCCCGGCCAGUCUCCAUGGGGCUCUCCAGGAGGAGCGCUCCUGCCACAGCCGCCCAGCCGGAGGUGGACUCGGACCCUGUCCCUGACCUCCUGGGGAGCAUCCUGUCCAGCCAGAACCUCCUGAUGAUGAGCAGCGCCGACAUCGUCAUCCACCGCGACGGCUCCCUGAGUGCCAAGAGGGCAGCACCGGUUUCUUUUCAGCGCAGCGCGGUUGGUCCGUCCCGAGGGGGAGCAGGCGCUGGGUCCGGGGCCGGCCUGCAGCCCAGAGGGACUCAGUCGGAAGACAGGCCGCAGAGCUUGGGGGCCACUGGUCCAGGCAGAGCUGCCCUGGGCGCAGCCCCAGCCCCACCCACCCCCACUUGUGUCCCGGCGCUCACAUCGGGGGCAGCCGUGAAACUGGACUCCUCGGUGACCCCUCGGUCGGGCCAGGUUCAGACCUUGUCCAGCGCGAGCAGACCCAGCCUGAGGCAGGAUGAUGGCCCUCAAAUGAACGGCGAGGUCAGGCACUCCCCGCCUCUGAGGUCCACGGCCUCCAAGGGCUCCAGCAGUAGCUCUGACUCGCCUUCUGGGAGCUCGGCGCCAGGACAGGCCCAGAGGCCAGCUCCCAGGAGGGCUGACGUCUCGGAGCUGCCCCGGAUCCCGAAGAGCAGGAGAGACGACAGCCGAGCGGCCGAGGCCCCCGCCGGCGGGCAGCACAUUGAGAUCCCCAGCUCCUGCAUCAGCCGCCUGACGGGCAGGGAGGGCCCAGGGCGGCCUGGCUGUGGCGCCCGGGUGGAGGGCGAGCCCAGCAGCCGGGCCGCCCGGGAGCCCAGCGCAGCCUCAGGGGGCGCCCCCCAGCCCCCCGCCCCGCUGGGGCCCUCGAGGGGGAAGGGCGUGGGCUCCACCUUCGAGAGCUUCAGGAUCAAUAUUCCCGGGAACACAGCCCACUCCAGCCGAGUCCUCAGCCCCGGCUUCUGUAACACCUUCCGGCCUGUGGACAGCAAGGCGCAGAGGAGAGACAGCCCCGCGCCCCUCUUCUCCGUCAGGAAGACGAAGCAGCUCAAGAGCGAGAUCUACGACCCCUUCAACCCCACGGGCUCCGACUCCAGCUCCGCCAGCAGCAGCCCUGAGCAUCUGGGCUCUGGCCUCCUGCCUUCUGAGAUCACCCGGACAAUCUCUGUGGACAGCCCCAAGGCGCCAGCGCUGCCGCCCGUGCGCUGUGUCACAUCCUACACUGUGCAGACCGGCUUUGGGAAGGAGCCCCAGCCUCCCCCAGGGCCCCCCGACGUGCCGGAGCUCCAGAGCCAAGAGGAGCCGGUCGGGGGCCGAGGCGCUGCCGCACAGGCCCAGAGGCUGUCCCCGCAGGAGCCCUGGGGGGGCGAGGACCAGCCACCGCGAAGCUCCUUCUUUGGCUCCGAGGGCCGGACGGUGACUUGCGUGGCUGUGGCAGACCCAGAGGCCCCCCCCAGCCCCAGCGCCCCGCACACCACCACGCACAGGGUCGUGGAGCUGCGGUCUCCAACCCGCUCCCGCUCCACGUCUAGCUCCCGUGGCAGGAAGAAAGCCCAGAGGCAGCAGGCCAGCAGCAGGGAGCACAAGAGGGCCCGCUCGGGCUCGGGCUCGCGAUCGUCCCGCUCUGGGGACCGGAGUUCGAGAUCAGUGUCGCCGGCGGGGGCUGAGGACCAGGCCAAGAGACACCGGCCCAAGGCCCGGAGCCGGAGGUCUUCCAGCGACCGCUCCAGCAGCCACGAGCGAGCCAAGCGGAAGAAGGCCAAGGCCAAGAGCAGGGAGCGGAGGAGGGGCUCCUGGGGCCGGGGCCGGCGGAGGUCCCGCUCCCGCUCCUGCAGCCCCGGCAGCUCCUCCCACGAGCACCGCGAGGGCAGGAGGAGGAAGAGGCGGAGGUCGGGGUCCAGGUCGAGGGGGCGGGAGGGCUCGCCCCCCAGCAGCCUGGAGAGGGGCCGGAGGCCCAGGCACCCCAGGGAGAGGAGGGAGCGGCUGGACAAGGAGGGCGGGGUGCGGCCCCGAGACAGGCGUGGCUCACGCGAGCGGCGGAAGCGCAGGUCCCGGUCGCCCAGCCUGGAGCACAGGCCCCGGGAGCAUCGGCGGCCUCGUUCCCGGGAGAAGCGCCCCCGGCCCCGCGCUCGCUCCCCAGACAAGAAAUUGGCUCCGAAAGAGGCUUCUCCAGUGCCCCCGCCCCAGGGGGAGCCAGGGCCAGACAGGGAGCACCCGGCCAGGCCCCCAGCCUCGGCAGGGCCAGAGGCCUCGCUGGAGGGGCCCGAGCCCGACCCGGCGCCCCCAAAGGCUCCCCCGGUCCAGGAGGUGCCAGCCGAGUGUGCCCCCGAGGACCUGGAUUAUGGCGACUCCGUCGAGGCGGGGCACCUCUUCGAGGACUUCUCCAGUGAAGCCGUCUUCAUGCAGCUCGAGGACAUGAGCUCCCCACCGUCCCCGGAGAGCACAGACUCCUCCCCGGAGCGGUGCCCCCUGCCCAGGCCUGCGCCCCCUGCCAGCCAGCAGCCCGACACCAGCCUGGCCAUGGCCGUCAUCAGAAGGGAGGUGUCGCUGAUCCACGGCGAAGACGCUGGGCCGCCCCUGCCCCAGACAGAGGUUGCUCCAGAGAAGCACUCACUCCAGCCAGACACGGCCGAGGCCACCGCGGGGCCCGGAGCCCCAGGGGGCCAGCCCGCGGGUGGGGUGCUGGUGGGGAAGGAGGAAGGCCCCUCUCAGAGCCCCCUGCUGCGGGCCAGGGCGCUGGUGAAGAGAGUCACCUGGAACCUCCAGGAGGCGGAGGGUGGCGCCCCGGCUGAGGACAGAGGCCUGCGGACGCCACUUCACAGACCUCAGAAGCCCCGGGAAGCGGUCCAGGAGACCGAGGCCGGGGGCCCCGCGGCCGCGCUCCAGCAGGCAGCCUUCUCUGAGCCUCCUCCCCCCGGUCAUGCGCUUCCGGAGCCUGGCUUUCCUGAUGCUGACCCCUCUCAGGUGUACAGCCCCAGCCUGCCUCCUGCCGCGGCUCUGCCUUCGAGCGUCCCGCCCUACGCGCCCGUCAGCCAGCCCGCAGUCCACUUCAUCCUGCAGGGGAGCCUCCCCCUGACGGGGGGCGGGGUGGCCCAGAGCCUGGCCCCAGUGCCCACCAUCCUGACCACAGCCUCAGAGCCAGCUGGCCAUGCUGCUGCUGCCGCCACCGCCACCGCCACCAACAACUCCGAGGAGAGGACGGCUGCUCCCCGGCCAGCCUCAGAGAAGGCCAGGAACGAGGAGUACAUGAAGAAGCUGCACGUGCAGGAGCGGGCAGUGGAGGAGGUGAAGCUGGCCAUCAAGCCCUUCUACCAGAAGAGGGAGGUGACCAAGGACGAGUACAAGGACAUCCUGCGGAAGGCCGUGCAGAAGAUCUGCCACAGCAAGAGCGGGGAGAUCAACCCCGUGAAGGUGGGCAACCUGGUGCGGGCCUACGUGGACAAGUACAGGCACAUGCGCAGACACCGGCGGCCCGAGGCCGGCGAGGAGCCACCCGCCCAGGGCGCCGAGGGCUGAGCCCGCCUGGCGUGCCGCGUGCGGUGGCGGCAGCGGAGCUCUCCAGGGCACCCAGCGCUCCUGUUUCCAGGGUUCCUGCAAUCACACGUGGGCUGUGCUCCUGUCUUGCUCACAGUUGAAAACUGGACUUUUUUAUAUGUAUAUUAUAGAUACACACUGUUCCCAUUGUGUUCUAAUUUAUCAAAAAUGGAUUAUCUUUAGAGACA
This is a messenger RNA of Sus scrofa (pig), 7376 nucleotides long. NCBI's taxonomy places the organism in Eukaryota, Metazoa, Chordata, Mammalia, Artiodactyla, Suidae. The record is from RefSeq and is a predicted model, not a curated record.